Messenger RNA from Lepus europaeus (European hare), 6287 nucleotides. RefSeq names its product zinc finger protein 660 (gene ZNF660). The transcript has 3 exons. The coding region runs from base 1121 to 2116 and encodes 331 amino acids. The record is from RefSeq and is a predicted model, not a curated record. Lineage: Eukaryota; Metazoa; Chordata; Mammalia; Lagomorpha; Leporidae. Gene Ontology annotation, biological process: negative regulation of transcription by RNA polymerase II; regulation of cytokine production; regulation of immune system process.
CCACCUCUUUGUCCUGGCCGUGGGCGCCGGGCUCCUCAGCCGCCCGCUCGGACCGGGCUGUGUCCUCAGUGCCUCUCGGCUGGGGGUCCGCCGGCCGGACUCCGGCCUCCUGAAGCGUGGCCCGGCGGCCGGAGAGAAGCGCAGACGCUCGGGCCCGGGGCUUCCUCGUCCGUUCCUUUUUGCAUUCGGUCAGGGAUGCGCGAGGCAGAAGCGCGCCCCGGCGGGGAGGAAGCAGCGAGCCCGAGGCCUGAGUUCCUGGAGGGGGAAGACACAACACACGUUUGCAGGGAGGCCCGGCAAUGCUGAGAGGGUCGCCGGAAUAAAACAUGCUUCCAGCGGCCCCUACACGCCUUCGGUCUUUCUAAAGGCCCUCGACGCUGCCGAGUUCCAAGCUGGACCCCCGUGUGCGGCCUUACACAGAACUUCCCAGGAAGUGUGCGUUUUGCACAUUUUGAGGGGAGUGGAGGCUCUCGGAUGUCAGCCGAAUAGGGUGGAAGGGAGUGAUCGUGGCGCCGGGAACUGAGGCCUGCCUCCCUACAGGAAGCUGGUCACUCACUCGCCCAGGGGCAUUGGGCCCGUUAGUCCAUCGCUGGGAGCCUCACGUCCUUGUCUUUAAAAUGAGCAUGGUCAUCCUUACUGCUCUCAGUUCCGUUUUGAAGAUUUCCCCAGGAUGGGACACUGCCCUGAGUGUCCACUGGGGUUGAGGUCUUAGAAGACGCUGUCAUCUCCAUCUGUUUACAGUGAUUGGAGACCCCAUUAGGAGGAGACCAGGCAAAAAAUCUGUGCUGGGCAGAUCCUUGGGAGUGAAGCUGCUGUGCACAGAGUGAGGGUAUUUCCUGUUUAUCCUCACUCCACUGCAGUAACCAAGAACCAUGUGGCCAUUACUCAGAGGGACCUGAACAAUCCGGUGAUAUCGGCAGAGGAAAGGAACAUGGCCUCUGGGAUGGUGAUAAGUGGGACUGAGGAGAUGUUGAUUCCAAAGCAACAUUCCUGAAAAAUCAGAAUCAUGCUGUCAAUAGAAUUCCGUGGAGCUGUUGCCAAAGAGAUAAACAUGUAGAAGUUUCCUUAAAAGGAAAAGAGAAGACUUUAGAAGCCAUUGGAAUGCUUCACGUAGGAGAAAAUGAGGAGAAAGACGAGAAACUUCAAACAUAAGAUGGUUAAAGACAAUAAAACCCUCACAGACCUGAGUGACCAAGAAUCUGAGAAAGAUGGUAGUCAGAACUGUGACCCCGCAACAAAUGAGAGCGUUCAGGCUGAGAAGAGACAGUAUGUUUGUGCCGAGUGUGGAAAAGCCUUUAGCCAGAGUGCAAACCUCACAGUACACGAGCGAAUCCACACAGGAGAGAAACCAUACAAAUGUAAGGAGUGUGGGAAAGCCUUCAGUCAUAGCUCCAACCUUGUUGUUCACCGGAGAAUCCACACUGGACUGAAGCCCUAUACUUGCAGUGAAUGCGGGAAAUGUUUCAGUGGUAAGUCGCACCUCAUUCGGCACCAGGGAAUCCACAGUGGGGAGAAAACUUACGAAUGUAAGGAGUGCGGGAAAGCCUUUAGCCGGAGUUCAGGACUGAUUUCCCAUCACAGAGUUCACACUGGGGAGAAGCCUUAUACUUGUAUCGAGUGUGGGAAAGCCUUUAGCCGGAGUUCAAACCUUACUCAGCAUCAGAGAAUGCACAAAGGAAAGAAAGUUUACAAAUGUAAGGAGUGUGGGAAAACAUGUGGUUCUAAUACAAAGAUUAUGGACCACCAGAGAAUUCACACUGGGGAGAAGCCUUAUGAAUGUGAUGAGUGCGGCAAAGCUUUCAUCUUAAAGAAGACCCUCAGUGAACACCAGAGACUUCAUCGUAGAGAGAAACCUUACAAAUGUAAUGAGUGUGGGAAAGCUUUCACUUCCAAUCGAAACCUUAUUGAUCAUCAGAGGGUUCACACUGGAGAGAAGCCUUACAAAUGUAACGAAUGUGGGAAAACCUUCAGGCAGACAUCUCAAGUUAUUCUACAUUUGAGAACCCACACUAAGGAGAAACCAUACAAAUGUAGUGAGUGUGGGAAAGCCUAUCGCUAUAGCUCACAACUUAUUCAACAUCAGAGAAAACAUAAUGAAGAGAGAGAAGCCUCAUAAAUACAGUCAUGCGUCACUGAAGGACCGGGAUACGUUCUGAGGAAUAACAUUGUGGGAUAAUCUUGCCAUGUAAACACUGAGUGUACUUAACCAAAACGAAGCUACAGUGUCGCCAGGUGGUAUAAUCAUUUGAGACCACUGCCUUAUUUGCAGUUUAUCACUGUUAGAAAGUUUGUUGUGCAGUAUGUGAUCCUAACAAAUACUCUUGGUCAUAGGGCUAAUUACCCCUUUCUGAAAAACAGUUUUUAAGUAUCCUCAUGAAUUUCUAGGAUUUCAUAUAGGGAAAAGUAUACUUAGAUUGAAAAAAGGGAUACUCAUGCCAGCAUCACACAUAACUGGAAAAAAGAAAACUAGUUUUUUUAGUGGUACUGGAUUUAAAUGAACAGCAGUCCAUCUGUGUGAUUUUUGGAUAGCCAUUAUAAGCAGUUUUAAAGAAUAUUUAAUGCCACAGAGAAAUGAUUUGGAUAAAAUGGAACAAAGAAGGGAAAACAAUGACAUAUAAUCCAAAUUUUUUUAAAUGUGUAUGUGUAGGUAACAAAGGGAAGGUAGUAAACCAAAACUAAAAAUGUUAACAGUGAUUAUCUCUGGGUAAUAGGAUUAUAGAUGGUUUCUAUUUUUGUGUGUAUACUUUUCUAUGCUUUCUAGAUUUUCUACAAUGAGAAUGCGCUACUUUUAUAUUCAGGAAAAAAGUACAGUAUUUUUUUCAGUGCAGUUAGUACAUACCCAUGUUCAUUCAACAGUGUUAGGAAAGGCAUAUGUAUACAGAGGCAAGUUCCAGGAUUGCAAACCAAUGCAAGAGGGUACUUCAAAAAAUUCAUGGAAAAUUAAAAGAUGUUUAUUUUGGUACAAAACUAUUCCAUACAUAGUUUUUUCAUAAUAUGCACUUUCCAUAAACUUUUUGAACACUCUUUGCAUGGAUUUCAAAAUGUUUUUUGCACCAACAUAUUUUUUAACUUCAUCUUCCUUGAACUUUUCAAAGUAUCCUCACUGGUCCUGGCACUUUGCAGCAGAGGACCCAUAAGCAAGUCACUUCCAAUGGAGCCUGUUUCCUGCUCAGUGGAAUCACAGACACCAACCCUUUGUCUUUUAAGAUAAGCUGACUUGACAGUUGUCAACAAAAUGUGUGAUCACUGUUAGGUUAAAAGAACACUGCAUCCUAUGGUUAUGGGAGGAUCCACAGAUGAUAGAGAACUACUUAGGCUCCAUUUUUUUCUGUAUGUAUCUAAACAACUAGAAGAAAAAUGGCUUUGUGAAAUUGAAAGAAUUGUAGGCUCAAACACUUUAAAGAGUUACCAUUAAUAUAAAACUAGUGGAAGUCUGCUGUCAUAUGUUCUGUAGAGCUUAGUAGCUAAAUGUGCUUUAGGGUGGGUGAGAUCUGUGUUCUAGUUCCAGAUCUACCACACACUAGUGUGUUGAUUUCAGAUAAGUCACUUUACUGCUGUGAGCCUCAGACUUUCCUGUAAAAGAGGAAUAGUUCAUAGGAUUGUUGUAAAGAUGAAAUUAAAUAAUGCACAUAAUGUACAACAAGCCUGGUACUUGGUAAACAGUAAUAGCUUAGGUGUAGGGCAUUGGCAUGGUAUUUCUAAACACUUCACCGAGGGUGACUGAGGAGGAGUUUUGCCAAAGGUAGUAUUUUCAGGUGUAAUGAACAGUACCAAAUGGUAGUAUAGACUUAAGAACACUGAUGAUUUACUUAAGGGGGAGAAUAGAGGUAAGCAGUUUGAAAUUUUGCUUGGUGACUUAGCGGUUCAUCAAACAUCCACGUUAACACCACAGUUGUCAGCAUAUUGCCGUUGUUCAUAUUGCAUAUUGCAUUGUUCAUAACCCUGUGGUUGCAAGGCAGUUUCCCCAGCUGCAAGUUUUUCUUCACACAGCUCCUUCAAAGUCUGUAAAUAAGAAGUAGAGACUCUCUUUGGUUCCUUUCAUCAUUGAGAAAAAAAAAAAAAAAAACCUUUCCCAAAAGAAGGGAAGGGUGGUACUGAGUAGUCAACACUACAUUUGUUCAGUGGCUUCCUCUGCCUUUCCUUAUGCCAGCCUCCAAGAAAGCCUUAGCCCAUCUUCAAAUAGUAUUUGAAACUUGUAAGUUCUUAGUCCAGAAUCCAUCUGAGAACACUUAAAAGCUCCCCAUUCCCUAAGGCCAGUGCCAUUUAUCUUAUGCACAGAGUACUUCAUUGUUUCAGGAACCGUGGAGAAUAUGUUAUCUCAAUCUUCCCAUAAUUUGCACAAGAAAACAGUCUUGGUGAGGUUAGAUGACUGGCUAAUUAAGUCAGAAUUUGAGCUCAGAUCUGACUUUGCAGUUCAUUUUCCCUUCUUUAUACGAAAGUGCCUCUGCCCAGGAUGGUUUCUGUGUGAAUGUGAAACCAGAUGAUUGCAUCUGGACAGUUAUUUGAGCAUGGUUUCGUAAGGAAGUUGCUGUCAAUCUUCUCUGAGAUUUAUGACCUGUAUUUGAACCUCAUAAUUUUUUCUGCGUCCCCAAGUCUUUAAAAGUGUGUUAUUUGAAAGGCAGAAUGAGACUGAAAGAGAGGUCUUGCACUGGUUCACUUCUUAAAUGCCUGUGGCAGCUGGGGCUGGGCCAACCCAAAGCCAGGAGCCUGGGUUUACACCUGGGUCUCCCACAUGGGUGGCAAGGACUCAGUACUUGAACCAUCAUCAGCUGCUUCCUGGCCAUGUUGGCAGGAGGCUGAGCAGAGUCUGAGGUGGAACUGGAUCCCAUGCACUUGGGUAUGGGAUGUCCGUGUCUGAAGCAGAGGCUUAACCACCUUGUUCCACAAUGCCCUCUGCUGUAGCUCAUAAUUUAGAUUGAAGGGUUAUAUAUUCCUUCCUUGUUACUGGAAAAAAAAAAAAGAAGUGACGGGUGUGAAAAUUAAGUAUUUAUAUGAAAAAAAAAAAAAAGCUCCUGUUUGAUACGAUAGUGCUUUGCACAUGAUUUUGUGAUGCAGUAUUCCCUGUUGGCAUAUUUAUUUGAAGCAGGGCUUGGAAGGCCUGGAACAGAUUUGCUUCAUUCAGGAGAUAGGGCUGUGACAUCGUCACUGACUGUUGAUGCUCCCUGAAUUGCUGAGCAGAUAUUUUCUGAGCAAAACAUGUUCCCAUCACUGUGUCAUGGGUCUGUAAUUCUUUGCUUUAAUGGGCUUUUUCAUCUUAAAAGACUUUAUGAUCUAUGAAAGUAUCUUCUAGGAAGGACAUAAUAUCUCGCAUCCAGACAUCGGAAUACAGAAUAGCCUCCGAUUUCUUGCCCCAGGCAAGCUAGGAUUAGGGUCCCAUGAGGAAGCCCUCAUUCAUCUUCUAGGCUGAUGCCUGCAUACGUUGCAGGAGUCAGCAGUGACGACAGGUCCCUGAAUUCUUUCAGGUCAGUAUAAUUUGAACGGGUCACCCACCUUCCUGCUCGAGUCUACAGGAGUACCAGCCGUUGGUCAAAGUUGAAGCACGCAGCCCUUGGCAUCCUAUCAAGCCCUUUCAUAACAACCUCUGGUGUUCUACACUUUCUUGUCCUGAUGCAAACCUGGCUGCUUCCUAAGGGCAGUGUUCGCUCGGCGGUCCCUCAGUUGCUAGUUUCUGUCUCCAUCAGAACCCUAGGCGUUUUGAAGUGAAAUAGACUAUGCUGUGUUACCCCAUCCCUGUGCUUGUCAUCUGCCAGCCACUAACACUUAUUCACUUAUUUAUUUAUUUAUUUUUAGUACCCCAAAUUUUCCUAGCCACAAGUAUUCUGAUAUUAUAGAAGUACUUCUGUGUGGAAUAAAAAUAUGUAUGCUCCUUUUUAGUUGAGAAGGAAGUGGGAAAUAAAACUUCAUAUAGCUUGAUUCAAGGGAAGUACGUAAGGCAGAAAGAAUUCUUAGAGAGGGAAGUGUCUGCCUGGACCUAGAGAUCUUUUUUGUAGAUAGUAUGUCCUGUUUUAGGUCUCACUUGGAAGAAAAUUAAAACCAAAAAGAGCUUUAAGUAGCUGAGUAAUGAUGUUGACUCUAAAUCCUGUACUAGAUUUCAUUGCAGUCCUGUGUCCUUGUUGACAGAUGAUGUCUUUUUAAAAGUUAUUUCCUAUCAUUUAAAUGAGGGAUGCUCAUUUUUUAGAUUUUAGUCAAUAAACUGUCUUCAAUUACCUCUUAUAAAACUACAGUCUUAAAAUUGUUUUUUUCAGGAAAUAGUGGUAUUCCUCCAAUAAACAUCUGCUAUUCUUAUA